Messenger RNA from Capronia epimyces CBS 606.96, 1128 nucleotides. RefSeq names its product transcription initiation protein SPT3. Bases 1 to 1128 code for a protein of 375 amino acids. The record is from RefSeq and is a predicted model, not a curated record. The transcript is spliced from 3 exons. Gene Ontology annotation, molecular function: transcription coregulator activity; protein heterodimerization activity. Lineage: Eukaryota; Fungi; Ascomycota; Eurotiomycetes; Chaetothyriales; Herpotrichiellaceae. Gene Ontology annotation, cellular component: SAGA complex. Gene Ontology annotation, biological process: transcription by RNA polymerase II.
AUGAGCAACAAUCAAAUUGGCCCUGUCCUCGAGGCAAGCUUUACAACUAGCCGCGUCUCUGGAGACGCGCUAUGGUCAGCCGGGCCUGACGAACUUUGCGAAUUGAAUACUGACCAACCCACCGACUCCGUGAUCGUUCCCGCUGAUGAAGAUGAUAUUGAAACCAAAGAAGACUUCCAGCUGAGGCUAAUUUUUGCCAUUGCGCAGAUGAUGUUUGUGAGCGGCGAAACGGCUGAACCGAGUACGGAGACCACCUGGAUGAUCGAAGAGAUUGUUCGUGAACAAGUCCUUGAGAUGCUUACCCAAGCCACUGGCCUUGCAAAUCGUCGAGGUUCAAGAUCCAUCUCGAUUGUCGAUCUCAUUUUCCAAAUCCGUCAUGACCGAGCCAAAGUGUCCAGACUUAAAACAUUUCUAUCCUGGAAAGAUGUGCGCAAGAAUGUCAAGGACUCUGAUGAUAAGGGAGGUGGCGAUGCUGGCGAUGUCGGAGACUUUGAAGAGGCUUCCGGAGGGGUCAAUCCCUCGGCACCUCAAAAAUCGAGUGGGAACAAGAAAGCCAAACUGGUACUGCCGUGGGAAGCGCAGUCCUUCUACUCAGAACAAGUGCCCGAACGAGAUGACGAAGAGGACGAGGAGGAAGAGGAACAGAAUGAAGCCACACUGGCUCGACUUGCUUCCGCCGAUGAGCGCACGAAAAACAUGACCAAGGAAGAAUACGUGUACUGGUCCGACUGCCGACAAGCAAGUUUCACAUUCCGCAAAGGGAAACGAUUUCGAGAAUGGGCGGGGUUCGGUACCAUCAUUGAGAGCAAGCCCAACGACGACGUGGUUGACAUUCUCGGUUUCUUGACAUUCGAGAUUGUGCAAACCUUGACCGAGGAAGCGUUGAAGGUCAAGGCUGCCGAGGAUCUGGCGAGCAAGAAGGCCAACGGCGGGCGAGGCGAUCAAGACACGAUGAAGAAGAGGAAGAGAGAAGGGUGCAGUCUGUUCGAGAUGCCCGAGGAGGGUCGAACACCCGUGGAACCGAAGCAUGUCAGAGAAGCGUUCAGAAGAUUGCAGGCGGUGCCGAAUCGCUACAAGUUCAUGAGGCAGGGUUUUGCCGGCAUGAGGACGCCACUGAGGAUGAUAUGA